AUGAAGGUCUGCAUGAUUCUUCUGCUUAUAUCGAUUACCAUUCAAGUUGCUGAAUCGUUUGACUGUACCGGUCGCAAUGACGGACUGUAUGAGGUGGGAUGUCACGUGUUUACGAAAUGCACGUCGGGAACUGCGACAACGGUGGAAUGUCGGCCACCACAAGUCGUCAAUAUUGAGACUGGUAGCUGCGAUAGCGCUCAGAAUAUAAACGAACCCUGUGGUACAUUCCGUGACUGCGGGGGUAAAGAUGACGGAAAAUAUCCAGAUUUGGAACGAAACUGCCAGUAUUAUUUCACCUGUGCCAACGGAAGGUUCAUGGGUCAUAACCCAUGUCCUACAGGUCUUAUAUUUAACAAGGACAUUCAGGUGUGUGACUGGUUUCAGAAUGUGAAAAGUCCGUGCGGAAUCAGACCAAGUCCUCCAUAA
Messenger RNA from Ylistrum balloti, 426 nucleotides. Its product is annotated as chitin-binding domain protein cbd-1-like. Gene Ontology annotation, cellular component: extracellular region. Gene Ontology annotation, molecular function: chitin binding. The transcript is spliced from 4 exons. NCBI's taxonomy places the organism in Eukaryota, Metazoa, Mollusca, Bivalvia, Pectinida, Pectinidae. The coding region runs from base 1 to 426 and encodes 141 amino acids. The record is from RefSeq and is a predicted model, not a curated record.